AGGAAAAGGACAAAAGUUCUUAUAGUUACAACGCUAUAAAUAUAGUCACAUUUUCGGGACAAUGAAUUGAAAGAAAAGGAAAAGGACAAAAGUUUAGAGUUACAACGCUAUAAAUAUAAUUAUCAGCUCCUUGACUUGAUUAUUUUAUGCUAUAAACCUGUGUAUAAAUAUGUGUGUAUGGAACCCUGCAUGAAGCACAAAACAAGCAAAUAAAAAAUCAGACUCAGUAUAUAGCUGAAAUUUGUAUAAACCAACUACAAAUGGCUUCUAUUGUUACCACUACUAUCACAAAUGGUGCUGACCAGAAUCUAGUAUUGCGUUUGUCGAACGACGGAAAUCCCCCGCCAACGAUCAAGAAUACACAAACAGCAACUUUUCCGCUGGCUGUGCCAGCCAACUAUGUGAACGGAGCUCUUGUGUAUGAAGUCGGUAAUAGCCUCAAGUGGAUCCUUUUUUGGACCACUGAUAAUCAGGUCUCUACUAAGAUGUUCAAAAUUAGUGACUCCAUUGACUGGAAACAAGUUGCAAACAAUCUUAAAUCCGGCCAAAUGAGCGAAGAUAUGAUUACAUAUGCCAAGUAUGAAUACACCGCAUGGGCAAAUAUUGGACCAAAUUCUUACGGUCAAGCAGUAACCGCCAGUAUCAACGCCCGUCCCGUGUCUAAAUAAUCUAGCUUUGCUUCGAUUAAUUGCUAUCUAUCGUAUCUAGGCAAUCUAUGUGUGGUGGUGAGGCUGUCGAAACAAAAUGAAAUAGUUUGCACUACUACUAUUUUCUUUUAUAUUAUGUAAUACUAUAUUUAAAUAAAUUUGACAGCCAGCAAUAAAAGAUUGCCAUGUGUGCUUA
Molecule: messenger RNA, 843 nt
Organism: Gossypium arboreum
Lineage: Eukaryota; Viridiplantae; Streptophyta; Magnoliopsida; Malvales; Malvaceae
Exons: 2
Coding region: 261-668 (135 amino acids)
Source: RefSeq, a predicted model, not a curated record